AACGUAACACAAAGCUACAGCCAGCUAGACCUAGUUCUGAGAAUUUGGCCCAGCUAGCUUGCUUCCUUAGUUAAAUAGAUAGCAAGUUGUCAAUUUAACUGGUACUUUCUACAUAUCAUGUCGCGUUUCUUUAAGGUAAAUCCUAUAGGGCGCAAGUUAGUUGAUCUAGCUGAAUACAGUAGGGCCACAAUACGUUUCAAGCUACAGCAGUUUAUUUGACACAGAUGUCUUCAGACGAAGGGGAGUCAAAUGCUCCCGUUCUGCCAAAGGAUUCUGAUCCGGGAAGUUCGGUUUCGUCUGGGCUGCAGAAUGAGUAUGAAGAGUUGCUCCGUUACGCUGUUGUGACUCCCAAGUUUGCGGCCGAUGCCCUGCGGCAGUCGCUGCGCGCCUCCCAGCUGUCAGCAGACGGCCGAACCUCUGCGUUAAUGGAUGACGUUCCCCCUCAGCGUUCCGCGGUGCCCGCGUCUGAACACAAGGAUAGGAGGUCAUUCAACGUGGAGCUGACGUCAGCCACUCACGUCACACCACCCAAAGCAGGCCCUGCAGGACCAGCCAGAGGUUCUGAAGCCGAACAGCCUGACUUGGAAUCAGAGCAAGCACAAACUCCGUUGGAGAGGUCCAACCCCAGCAGCUCGGACCCCAUGGUCACAGUGGUGACAGAGAUGUUCAUAACUGAAGAGAACAUCAGCAAGAUGGAGGAUCUGCUAGACACCUGGAGCAGUGAGCUGAAGGUGAGUGUGGUGACGGAGCUGAGGAAGUGGAAGCUGGCCGUCAUCGAGCAGCACCGGGCGGCCCUGAAGAGGGAGAGGCAGAAGCACGCCGCGCACCUGGCCCGGCUCAGCACGGAGAUGGACGGCCUGAAGGAGCUGCUGCACGUCUACGACACGUCCAACCAGAGGAAAGACGAGGUGAUCAGUAACCUUACACAGGCCUUGGAGAGACAGAAGGAGAGGCUGGAGCUGAUGAGGACCUUCUGUCAUUGGAGGAUGCACCACAACGAGGCCAGAGAGGAGUCGCGUCGCACCAGAGUGGCGGAGCAGCACUACCAGCUCCAGCUGAAGAGGAAGGUGUGGACGGCCUGGCAAUCUCUGAUGCACAGCCAGUGGAAGAGGAGGGUGGAAAGGGUGUGCCAGGGCCGGGCCGAGGAGGUCUGCUCGCAGCUGUCCACGGGCUACGAAUCCAAGAUGGCUGAGUACGCGGUGGCGCUGGAGCGGGCCCAAGCGGAGAUCCAGAGGCUGCAGCAUGAGAGGGAGCAUUACGAGGAGUCCAUGAAGAAGGCCUUCAUGCGCGGGGUCUGCGCCCUCAACAUGGAGGCCAUGAGCAUAUUCCACCCAGAGGGGAGGCUGGACCCCAAUGCCCCUCCCUCACAGGAUGAGCCCGGCUCCAGCGCCUCGGUCCACUUUCAGGUCCAGCCCACCUCCCCCAUACGUUUGGGUCCGAGCCGCACGGAGUCCGCCAGUCUGCCGUCCCCCACCCGCAGCGAUCCGGAACAGAUGUUGAUAUUCCAGUUUGGGCCUGGCUCAGCAGAAGCACUCCCCUCCAGAACUGUAAUCAGUGGUGUCGCGCCACCAGGAGGCACUGCGUCCACUCAUAGACCGCCCAGCGCACGCCUGGUGACGUUCGGCCAGCAGAGGGCCCCGAAGAUCGCCGCGCCUCGAGCCGCAGGGCAGCUGAGCAAGAGGGCCAAGAAGAGCCUGGUGUCAGACAACCUCCAGGUCAUGGGGGUGACCCCGCCCAUGAGCACGGUCGUGGUGGAGCGGCAUCAUCCUGUCACACAGCUCACUGUCAGUCAGGCGACAGCAGCAAAGUACCCCAGAUCAUCCCAGAACGGUUUGGGAUCAUCAAGUGCCAAGAAGUCUGCCCACCAGAGCCCCACACCACAUUCCUCUUGUUUUGUACAGUCCAUCAAGGUAGUGCAGUAAACUUCUGUACAUAGUAAUCCACCAGUCCACCUCACAUUCAGCCAUGCAUGCUGGUGGAGAAACAGUCAAUCUCAAGUUAGUGGAGCAAACGUCCACACACACAUUCAAAGUCACACACAUACGUGAGUACUGUAUGCAUGCAUGCACAUACAUGUUCAUCUACAUCUAAAAGUAAAACAUCUGUCCAUAGACAUCUGCACAUUAAUACAGCAGCACAUUUUAACACCUGCUGUGUCAAAAGGAAAGCUGAAUACAA
Messenger RNA from Megalops cyprinoides (Indo-Pacific tarpon), 2178 nucleotides. RefSeq names its product centrosomal protein POC5-like. Gene Ontology annotation, cellular component: centrosome. The coding region runs from base 225 to 1922 and encodes 565 amino acids. The transcript has 12 exons. The record is from RefSeq and is a predicted model, not a curated record. Lineage: Eukaryota; Metazoa; Chordata; Actinopteri; Elopiformes; Megalopidae.